Molecule: messenger RNA, 906 nt
Organism: Pelagomonas calceolata
Lineage: Eukaryota; Pelagophyceae; Pelagomonadales; Pelagomonadaceae
Source: the annotation of a GenBank genome assembly
AUGGGUCGUAGUUCUCUUAACCUUCUUAUCCCGGCACGCUUCUUGCUGACCGUGGGUCAUCUUGUUUCUGUUUUAACGAUGGUUCAUACGCGAAAAGAGAAUCUCUCUUCUGCGGUCUCCGCUGAUCCCAAGGAUGCCCAAAAAGAGGUAGACUUGUGAAGCAGCCCAGCAUCUAAUUUAUUACUGUAGUUCAUGAUGGCAUAUGCAAUCUGCCUGGUGUGUUUCGCCGUUGAUGUGCUGGGAAUUCUUAUGGGCACAUCCCUAUUCUUCCCCAAGGCAAACCUUCUUCAAAUUAUCUGCCACUUCGUGGGUAGCUGUUUUAUAACAUCUAUGAUUACCCAAUCCUGGCAAUAUCAGUAUAUCUGGUGCGAUCCGCAAUAAAAAUGUUUUCACAUUCAUAGAAUGCUUAGGUUUUCUAUUGCCACUUGCAACAUACCCUGCGCACUCUGUGAAGUUAGCAUCCUGAUUGGGACUUUCGCAUUAAAAGUUGUUGUCUUCUAGACCAGUGACGGAGUUAAUGCAGUUUCAGGUCCCUAUCCGAGUGGCUGAUCACGGGCUUGGUCCAACGAGCGAGAUAAAGAGACUACCCAGGCAUCUACGAGCGGGCCUGGGUGAGCCUGCCAGUGAGGAGCAUUUUAUUCAAAAGUACAAUUUUAAGUUUUGCUACAUCGCCUGGCUUGCCGCCGCUUACGCCUGGCUCACAGCGUAAGUGAUCUGCGCCGCAAUGCUCUGCGGCUAGAGUUAGUUGAGCCUGAGAUCAGCGAGUCGGCGGGGGACACCAGACUAGGAUUGCUCCAUAGCGAAUAUAAACAUGCCAGUGUGGCCUGGGGGGGAAGCCACUAAGUUGCCAUUAACCGGUUAAUAACCGGUAAUUUACCUAUUAUUACCCCUGAAGGGGAUCCGGGG